GAAAGCAACGUUAUGCGAAUCUGCCCACCUUCGCCUUCACAACGCGCAUAAAUGCAGGCUCCAUAUGCUGCCUCCGAUGCAUCACAGAAGAUAGUAUCUGGAACAUACUCGUCCCAACCAGCUUUCUGCAACCAUAAUUCCUGCAUCAUCAUCUUGGCCCGAAUGACAAUCGGGGAGAUCAGGCCCAGCGGAUCGAACAUGCGAGCUACGUUGGAUAGAAUGGAUCGCUUUGUCGGAAUGGACACAUCACUGGAUAUUGCGGAUUCGAAGGAUAAAACGUCAUGCUCUGGCUCCCAUGAAACACCAAGAGCCUUUACCGUCUCGUGUGCUCGAAGCCGCCUUUGGCGAGCAAUUGAGAAAGCUCGAUUCGCAACUGGCGAGCAUUUCCGAUGGAAUCACCAACACCGAUGA
Anopheles arabiensis is the source of this 411-nucleotide messenger RNA. RefSeq lists its product as uncharacterized. The record is from RefSeq and is a predicted model, not a curated record. The coding region runs from base 52 to 411 and encodes 119 amino acids. Lineage: Eukaryota; Metazoa; Arthropoda; Insecta; Diptera; Culicidae. The transcript has 3 exons.